AUGGUCCGAAAACUGAAACAUCAUGAGGAGAAACUCCUGAAAAAGGUUGAUUUCUAUGACUGGGAACAAGACAAUGGCCACAAAGAAACCCUGAUCAUGCAACGCUAUCACAUCCAGAACCGCAACGACUAUAGCAAGUACCAUAAGUUAUGUGGUGAAAUACGGCGGUUUGCUUUGAAGCUGACGGAGCUCGAUGCACGAGACCCAGUUCGUCUGAAACAUGAAAAGUUGAUGCUGGAAAAGCUUGAAUCUAUGGGUGUGCUUGGGUUUGGUGGUCGUAAAGCAAAAGUUAGUGAUUUGGAGGGUCAAAUCAUAGUCUCCAACUUUUGCCGGCGACGAAUCCCAGUAGUCAUGUGGAGACUCAAAAUGGCACCAUCAAUCCGAGAUGCAACUCUGUUUGUAGAGCAGGGUCAUGUACGCGUGGGACCUCAGGUUAUCACAGACCCAGCGUUUUUGGUCACAAAGAAGAUGGAGGAUUACCUAACAUGGGUCGAUGAGUCUAAGAUUAAAAGAAAUAUUGCAAAAUACAGACAAGAAGUGGACGACUUUUUAUUAUAG
Messenger RNA from Magnusiomyces paraingens, 558 nucleotides. RefSeq lists its product as uncharacterized. The coding region runs from base 1 to 558 and encodes 185 amino acids. Gene Ontology annotation, cellular component: small ribosomal subunit; small-subunit processome; Mpp10 complex. The record is from RefSeq and is a predicted model, not a curated record. The transcript has a single exon. Gene Ontology annotation, molecular function: structural constituent of ribosome; rRNA binding; snoRNA binding. NCBI's taxonomy places the organism in Eukaryota, Fungi, Ascomycota, Dipodascomycetes, Dipodascales, Dipodascaceae. Gene Ontology annotation, biological process: rRNA processing.